AUGUUACAACCGUUGAUGACAAAGUUUAUUCAUAUGUCCAUCGUCCUUCAGUCUAGUUGGGACUCUAGGUUUCCUUUGUCCGAUUCUGUCAAAGAAGAGCUUUUUUUUCUGGAAAGAGAACGUUCGGUGUUUGAAUGGUAGGCCCACUGGGCGUCACUUUUCAUGUUCUCGUCCCAUUGUUUAUUCAGAUGCUAGUGAUCUAGGGGUUGGCGGUGUUGUUAAGACCACGAGGGUGUUAUUUGUCAUCGUCCGUGGACUGCUAAUGAAAUGUUUCCCAGCUAUAUUUGUCUCUCUAGUUUUUCCGUAGUUUUGUCAGGGCGCGCGAUUUAAUGGUUUACGGAUAACCGCUACAUUCCGUCCAUUAUUCGCAACGGGAGUAUGAAGCGGGGUUUACACGAACUUUCCGUCUCUAUUUUUCAGCUAGUUUUGCGAAAUGGUAAUGAUUUGCAGGUGGACUGGAUUCCUAGGUCUCUCAAUGGGCACGUGGAUGCCAUCAGCAGGAUCGUUGACUUUGAUGAUUGGGGUGUUUCGUUUGAAUUUUUUCGCCUUGUAGACAACAUUUGGGGUCCACUUCCGUAGAUCGUUUUGCCCAUUCUAAUACCGCAAAUUACCCAGAUUUUUUUUUUUCUCGUUUCUGGUAUCCUGACUUGGAGGGGGUGGAUGCCUUUUGUUUUGACAGGGCGGGGGAGAAUAACUAGCUCGUUUCCCCAGUGUCCCUUGUUCCCAGGGUUAUUAGGCAUUUGUUUGUAUGUCGGUCCAUGGGCGCUAUUAUUGUCCCCAAGUGGGUCUCAGCUCCAUUUUGGCCCAUGCUCUUUGGUCCCCAUUCCCCCUUUUCCUUUUGCGUUAAAGAGACCAUUGUUUUUACCAAUGUUUCUAAUAUUUUUGUUCCGGGCUCCACAGAGUCUAUUUUUUAUGGCCCUAACUUUAGUCUCAUGUAUUAGCCGUCCGUUUGUCGGCUUGUUAGAUUUGUGCUUCUAGGCUUAGUUUCUUUUCCGCAGUUACGUGUAGUUAUUGUUUAGCCUAUAUUAAGUGUGGUUUAUUAUUUUUGAGUGAUUUGUUCUGUUUUUUUUUUGCCUCGGUGGCAUUUACGCGGGUCUCGGUGACCUUGUUUGUACCUUCACUGAUCCCGACGGGUCGUACCGUUACAUUCUUGCGUGACCUCGGUCAGUUUUGAAUCCUUCCAGGUCCCCCAUAUAUAUGGUCGCGUGCGCCUCGGUGGCCACUCUCUUGUUAUGUAUCUGUGUGAUAGUUGUAUGUUUUUGCACUACAUAUUACCGCGCGUUUCCUUUUUCUGCUCCUUUUUUCUCGUGCAUCUUUUUCAUUUUUUAAGUCCUUAUAUUGAAUCCAUAUGGUCUUUUAUUUCUUCUGUUUUUCAGAUGUUUUUCGCUAGCCCUAUGUGGGCUGAGCUUAACGAUGUCAGAGCUCCCUCCCUAAGCUGCGUAGCAAAGAAGCUACCGGAGGUAGUCCUUGGUUCCAGGGCAGAUUCGACUACUCUCAUCUACCUCAACAGUUUUAAGCGAUGGCGUGCUUGGGCCAACAGAUUUCCCGAGGUCGCAGUGCUGCCUGCUACUCCGGCUUACGUUUCUUCAUACCUGCUCAGUGUUCUCCAGGCUUCUAGUUCUCCUGCGCCGGUCCAGAACACCCUCUAUAGCAUCCGCUGGGCUCAUGAUUUUGCUGGUUUUGACUCUCCUACCAAUCAUACACUUCCCCAGAAGGUCGUGGAGUCCGCUAAGAGAAGGCUAUUACACCUCACUUCCAAAAAGCUCCCCAUUACACCCGAAAUUUUACUAACGUUUUUUCAGAGUCUCGAUGGAUCUUUGGUGGACACGAGAUUCAUCGCCAUGGCGUUACUGGCCUUUGCGGGGUUCUUAAGAUUUGACGAAUUGGCUAAUCUGAAACUUAAAGAUUUAGCUCUGCAUGACACCUCGUUUUGA
Porites lobata is the source of this 1934-nucleotide messenger RNA. Lineage: Eukaryota; Metazoa; Cnidaria; Anthozoa; Scleractinia; Poritidae. The record is from the annotation of a GenBank genome assembly.